AUCAGAAAGUCAGCAGGUAGUGAGUACGUUUCAGCUCUGAUUAUCGAGAAGAACGCAUUAGAAUUCAUUAUUUCUGUAUUGAAUUGUGAACUUUGAAAUACAGAAAUUUAAUCUGAUAGCUAUUCUAAAUAUAAUUAACGCUCUGUUACUGAAUUUGGUAAUUGCCUUUGUUCUACCUUUCAUUUAUUGAUAUUUGGCAAUUAGCAAGUGUUCGGGAAACAUGUCAGGUGAACAGCAGGAUUUAUGUAAUACAUUACUGCACGGAGAUUUAGCGAAUGUGCAUUUCAAUGAAGAAAGUGACGACGAAGAUGAAGAUACCACGGAGACGGAAGAGAAAUUACAACAAUUACAUUGUGAAAAUGAUAUUUGUGUCCAGGAUCGAUCUCUGAAAGACAAGGAAGUUUACAGCGAAGAUGUGAACAAUGCUUGGAAGGUUAUUCAGUCUUGGAUAGAGACAUCCAUGGAGUGGACAAUUAAAGUUGGACAGAACCCUAUUGAUGGGUGUGUGAGGAGUCAAUGGUCAGAUAUAUAUGGCUGUGUAACGGUUUUACAAGCACGACUUGAUAUGGGACCCGCUGAACUUUUUGAAGAUCUUGCUUUCAAUAUUGAUGAACAAUUGAAAUGGAAUACAUUAGUUUCGAAAUUCCAGAUUCUUGAAAAACUGUCAGAUGAAAUAGAUAUCCUCUAUUACGUGGUACCUGGUGCGAUACCCAAAUUGAUAAAAGACCGAGACUUCAUUAUAGUACGACGGUGCACUAAGCAGGGAGAAAUGUACUUUCAAGCAUCUUGUGGCGCCAAGCACAACGGUAAACCUGAACAGAAGAAAAUAAUACGAGGCAAUAAUGGACCUGGAGGAUGGAUUCUAAAGCCAGUGGAAAGCAAUCCGCAAAAAAGUGAUUUUCUCUGGUUUUCUUCAAUGCAAAUGAAGGGAAAUUUACCACAGAAAUUAAUUGAUCAACUAUCCCCAAAAGUGAUGCUAAGUUACCUGCAGCCACUCCGAAAACACAUCAAUGACCUUUCUAAGAGGAAAAGUUAGUUUCAUGAUCAGCGAUUAAAACUGACAUAAACUUUAAAAUAUUCUUCAAAAAUUUCCACCACAAAAAAAAUAAGAAAACAUGAUUAAAUUUCCAAAUAUCGAUUCGAUAUAGUCUCAUGAGAAUACUGGAAGACGAAAUUUCGAAGUUCAAGUGAGUGUAGUAUAAAAAAUAACUAGCAUUAUUUAGGUUAAAUUGCCAAGAUUUUCCCGACAUUACUCACUGAAAGAUAAGAAUCUACCCAAGAAAAAUCAGAUAAUAGUCUGAUUUUAAUAAACGGCUUGUGUUCACCAUCGAACUGCGGACUGAAUAACGACGCCAUGGCUUGUUUUCAUUCACUUACACUAUAUUCAUAUAAACUUGUACAUUCACCUAGUAGCUGGGUGUAAUUUGAGGGAUAUCUGACUGCAAUAACUUGCAGAAUAAUAAACUGAAAAGAGUUUCCCUUAUUGUUUCUAAUGCUCAAAAUAAAAAGACUUACUGGAAGAUGUAAGUCUGGAUAUACCAUGUCUAAAAAUAUGAUACUCAGGAAUGGAUCGAUUUAUCCUCAAAAGUUUUCAGGAUUGACUUGAAGUUAAACAAUAAAAAUAUACAGGGGAAAAAAA
This is a messenger RNA of Octopus sinensis (East Asian common octopus), 1639 nucleotides long. RefSeq names its product stAR-related lipid transfer protein 3-like. NCBI's taxonomy places the organism in Eukaryota, Metazoa, Mollusca, Cephalopoda, Octopoda, Octopodidae. Gene Ontology annotation, molecular function: lipid binding. The coding region runs from base 221 to 1036 and encodes 271 amino acids. The transcript is spliced from 7 exons. The record is from RefSeq and is a predicted model, not a curated record.